Messenger RNA from Meloidogyne enterolobii, 279 nucleotides. The record is from the annotation of a GenBank genome assembly. NCBI's taxonomy places the organism in Eukaryota, Metazoa, Nematoda, Chromadorea, Rhabditida, Meloidogynidae.
AUGCUGCAAAAUUGUGUUGGACAAUUGGCUAAAGCAAAAUUUGAACUCCCACCACCAAGCAAUCUUCGAAAAUCAAACUUUUUCCAUUUUACCAUCACUUUGAGAGAUCAUGGAGAUCAUCCUGUUGAAGUUGAACAAGCAACAUUUGCUGGUUUUGUUGAAAAAGGAAAAGAAGUGCCCGGUGAAAAUACUCGAAAUGGUAUUCAUUAUAAGUUGGUGCUUCUCUUCAUUAAUGGUGAGGAAAACUUCCCUUUGAAAGCUUUUUAUAAAGAAAAGUAG